Myotis myotis is the source of this 1936-nucleotide messenger RNA. RefSeq names its product PRAME family member 9/15-like. Lineage: Eukaryota; Metazoa; Chordata; Mammalia; Chiroptera; Vespertilionidae. Gene Ontology annotation, biological process: negative regulation of cell differentiation; negative regulation of apoptotic process; positive regulation of cell population proliferation. Bases 1 to 1584 code for a protein of 527 amino acids. The transcript has 2 exons. Gene Ontology annotation, cellular component: cytoplasm. The record is from RefSeq and is a predicted model, not a curated record.
AUGUUAUCAUUUGAGAAGGUGUAUAAAAACCUCAGGCACCAGAGGAGAGAUUCAGAGUCCUCCAGCUCUGCAAUGAGCAUCCGGACCCCACUCACACUCCUGCGGCUGGCAGGAAGGAGCUUGCUGAGGGACCAGGCCUCAGCCAUCGCAGCUCUGGAGUACCUUCCCGCAGAGCUCUUCCCGCAGUUCUUCAUUCAGGCCUACUGUAGGAGAAUCCCGGAGCCCCUGAAGGCGGUGGUGCACGCCUGGCCCUUCACUGUCCUCCCUCUGGGCUGCCUGUCACAUCUGUCCCUGGAUGAGGUCUUCAAAGCCGUGUUGGAUGGGCUGGACGUUCUGCUUGCCCAGGAGGUUCGGCCCAGGAGGUGGAAACUGCAGGUGCUGGAUUUAAGGAACACGGGAGCCAACUUCUGGAGAAUGUGGUGUGAAGACAGCACCCAGAAGUGCUCACGGACAGGGCCAGUGGCUGUGCACAGCUCCAGUCCCGACAUGCAGCACCCCUUGGCUCCCUUGGAGGUAUUCCUAGACCUUAAAUUCAAUGAAAGGGACGGGGAUGAGUUUCUCAAGUACAUCAUCCAAUGGGCCAAGGAGAGGGAAGGGUUACUACACCUGUGCUGCAAGACGCUGAGGAUUUCUGAGGUGCCCUUCCAGAGGGUCAGGAGGGUCCUGGAUGGGGUGCAGCUGGACUGCAUCCAGGAGGUGGAAGUGAACUGCACCUGGGACCUGCCCACCCUGGGGACGUUUGCUCUUUACCUGGGAGAGAUGAGUAACCUGCAGAGACUCUCUUUCUCCCACAUUCACGUGUUGACAGAGGAGGAGAAUGGGGAGGAGGAGGAAGAGGAAGAAGAACAGGAGGAAGAGGAAGAGGAGGAAGAACAGGAGGAAGAGGAGCAGGAGUGGGAGGAGGAAGAAGAUUGGGAUAGGAAACAGCAGGAGGAGCAGCGAUCCUUUUCCCAGUUCCUCUCUCAGAUGCUCAGGCUGCGGCACCUUCGGGACCUCAACAUGGCUUCUCCCUCCUUCCUCAGAGGCCGUCUGGACCAGAUGCUCAGGUGCCUGCAGACCCCCUUGGACAAACUCUCCAUAAUAAAUUGCCAGCGGCUGACGCAUUCAGACCUGACACACCUGUUCCAGUGCCCGAACCUCAGGCAGCUGAAGUCCCUGCAUCUGUUUGGCCUCAGGCUUGCGGAUUUCAGUCUUGAGCCCCUCCUAGUUCUGCUGGAGGCAGUGGCACCCACCCUCGAGGACUUGGGCCUGGAUCAUUGUGGGAUGGUGGACUCCCAGGUCGAGGCCGUCCUGCCUGUCCUGAGCCGCUGUCGCCAGCUCAGGGAAUUCACCAUGUCUGAGAACAACUUUUCCGUGGCCUCCGUGGAGAAGCUGCUGCGCCACACAGCCGGGCUGCGCAGUUUAGAGAUCGAGCUGUACCCCGUCCCCCUGGAGUGUUACAGGAUCCAAGGGACUGUCAACCAGGAGAGACUUGCCCUGAUCCAGGCUGAGCUGACAAGGACCCUGAGGGAGUUAGGACAGCCCAGGAGCAUCCUGCUUGCCACCAAGCACUGCAGUGAGUUUUAUGACGUGGCAUUUUCAUGACAUGGAGCCCGUGAUGUGACCCUGCUCAGUGGGUGCACCCAGCAAAGGCUUCUUUCUGGGCCUUUGGAAGCUGAAACCUCGGACCAGGGUGCGUUAAGCAGGGGGCACCCGCGUUUCAGGUUCAUGCUCAGCUUGAAUGGGGAAAGGGAGGGACCAAGCCCGGGAACAGGAUUGCAGGGGCCAAGGUUGGGGCGUUCCUGGGACCUCAGGGGGCAAGUGUCCUAGAAUCAGAAAUAUGAAUCUGAUUUGCAUGGGGAGCGGUGAGGGGUAUUUGGGCUCCAGCUGCAUGUGUGGGAGUUAAUCCUGAGGCAGAUGAUUGUAAAGGAAUGAUCAGAAAUAAAGACAAUUUCAA